ACAAAUAAAUGCAUAUUUGAGCUUCCCAUUGGAAUGCAUGCGAUUACUUUUAUAUCAACUCACACAACUAAUUUGUGCAGUCCUAAUUUUGUAAGAAAUUGCAAUUGUUUCCAGUGUGAUCCCAAUAAAUAGAAAUUGCAAAUGUCUUCCGACCCAAUUUCCACACAGCCAUGUUCCCAACAACCACUCCAGUUACUUAAUCGUAUCUGCGAACCCCCAUACCUUCACCGCCUAUUGGGUCAAUUGGGCUCAUUUUAUAUUAAACGAUCCGGGCACGCCACGAGUUACGCGUGUGGCGAGGACAAACAAAAAAUAUUCUCCUACAGUGAGAAGGUCCAUAUAAAUCGAGUGCACGCCCUGUCAGCCACGAUGAUGUUCACGAACAACGAUGGGAUCGAAUUUAUCACAAUGACCUAUGACUUUGCGGUAAACACAAAAAUUGUGUACUUCAUUUUUAUACGAGGUAUAAACUACCAAUUGCAGGGCGGAAAAAUUCGGACUGUGGACGCUCACCUUGGAGUGCUAAAUCCGGCAGGUUGCUGCGAGGCGGGGCCCUUUAUCACAACAGGGGCAGGGUGUGGCUGUUGUGGCAGACAAACUUUUGUCGCGAUCCCUACACGGGGUGGGAUAGUGACGAUGAAACCGAGAAAAGUUGGUUGCCGGGGGUGCUGUUUGUUUGCGUGUUGUUGUAGUGGGUCGCCCUCUUACGAUAUAUUAGUUAAUGGGGACAAGGUGGGUUCGCUGAGUCGUGAUGGCGGAGAUGAUGCGCUUCGCGUCACAUUCCCACCCAGUGAAACUUCCGAAUUGAAAGGGAUCAUCGUCGUGUUAUCGUUCACUGUGUUCAAUCUCUAUUGGUAGAAGGACGACGCUACACACACAGGAGCUGGAUUAGUCGAACUCUACAUCUCGACAAGAUUCAACAAGAAGAAAAAACUAUCAACUGUCAAAAAAUUAUCAAAUUUGGGUAAUGAUGAAUCUGUUAAUAUAUUCAACUCGGAGAUGUUGUCACAAUACAAUAAAUUUAGUAAAAUCUA
This is a messenger RNA of Folsomia candida, 1034 nucleotides long. RefSeq lists its product as uncharacterized. NCBI's taxonomy places the organism in Eukaryota, Metazoa, Arthropoda, Collembola, Entomobryomorpha, Isotomidae. The coding region runs from base 142 to 858 and encodes 238 amino acids. The record is from RefSeq and is a predicted model, not a curated record. The transcript is spliced from 3 exons.